Messenger RNA from Episyrphus balteatus (marmalade hoverfly), 2139 nucleotides. RefSeq lists its product as uncharacterized. The record is from RefSeq and is a predicted model, not a curated record. Bases 70 to 1986 code for a protein of 638 amino acids. The transcript is spliced from 3 exons. Lineage: Eukaryota; Metazoa; Arthropoda; Insecta; Diptera; Syrphidae.
UCCACACACAACAAAAAAACUUGAAACAACACACCAAAUAAAUGUCAUUUCUAUUUUAUCACUAAAACUAUGAGUACCCAGGUCCGUGUUGUCGUCGUCAUUGUGAAAUACUUGGUUAUUCAUUUUUUGCUAUUUUUGUUGUUGUUGUUGAUAUCAUCUGUACCGGGUAAUGUUAUUGCCGUUGACUUUGCACGAAUCCUUAAUCGAAUUCUCGACUACUGGCAGCCGAAUGACAUUUAUGUCAUCUUAAAUUCCACCAUCACACAAACAGGUGAGAAUGUCAUCGGUGCAAUGGUUUAUCCCCGUUACGUGAGUGCACGAGGUGACUUCUCGAGUUUCAUUCACAAUCACAAUCAUCAGCAUCAGUUAAAGAAUCCAAUACGUUGGGCGGUAUUUCCGGAUAACUUUGUGCUCGUCAUGUUUACCGAUGACAGCUGUCAGAAUGUGAUUCCAAUUUUACGGCAUCAACUGUCACAGGAGAUUAUUGUCAAACGUUCGAAAAUUAUUGUCGUUGCAAUGCAUUUUAUUUCUCUCGAUGGAAAUGUGGAUGAUGGUACUACUUCCUGUUUGGAAGGAAUGUUUCGGGAAUUAUGGAAGAAGAUGGGAUUGUUGAAUGUGUUCGUUUUCGAUGGGACAUUUAUUUAUGGUUUCAAUCCGUUUACCAAGGAAUUUCUUAUAAGACAUCGAGGUGAGGAUUACAAACGUCUUAUUGCUGUUGACAGAGCUGCGAAUUUUUACGGUGCUGAGUUGAGAGUACCUCAGAUGGACGUUUAUCCGGGAUUACAAAGCAUCAUAUGGGGGAAGGUUUCGAAGAAAAUUGGAACGUUUUUCUUUGUUGAGGAGCCGUUUGCUAAAUUCUUUAAUGCAACUUUGGUGACCUACACUCAGAAAGACCAUGACUUUGGUUUUGAGUUUACUAUUAAUUCGACGGAUUCAAUUGUCCUUCCAGGAAUAGGCAAAGACCUUGUUCAGGGUCUUGGAGAUCUCACAUUGAUUCCACGAAGCUAUGAUAGUUCGAAUUUCUUCGACUUCCUGUCGCCCGUCAACUUCAAAGAGUGCACUCUAAUCAUACCAAAGUCGGAACGGGUUCCUCAGUAUUCAAUUGUCGUGAUGGUAGCUUGCAGUUGGGUCAGGCUUUUAAGCCUAGUGAUUCUAGCCUUGAUUGUUGCAUUUACUGGACUCGUGAAGAAGGUCCUUGGAUUGAAAUUAAAAAUGUCCUGUUUCAUUUUUGAACUUUUCUCAACUUAUAUUGGACAAUCUAUGAGAAUUAACAUAGAGAGCUUGUCAAUGAGGCUUAUUAUAGCCUUUUGGCUGCUAACUUGUAUCCUUGUGGGGACACUUUUCAAUGCUGAAAUAGUCAUGGGGUUCCUGACGCCAAUGUAUAUCAGAGAUUAUGAUAAUCCUUUUGAUGCGAUUCAAAGGAGUCAUUUCAAUAUUUAUACCUUCGAUGAUUUUGUCUACUUUUUAAAGGGAAACUCAAAGAAACUUUUCCCCUCGGAUGAAAUGUUUCAACUGUUGCUGAAAAAACUGAAAGGCGUGUCAAGAGAUGAGUUUUUCCAAAGAGUACUUCAUCCUAAUAAAAAGGAUAUGUUUAUGGUGAUCUCUAUGGCAGAUAAUUUGCUGGAAAAGACAAAAUAUUUGACAGAGCAGACAUAUUCCUAUCAUAAGACAAAGCCGUUUUUUAUCAGCCUUACAGCAAACAUUGUACCCCGAGGCUCUAUCAUUUACAAUCACUACAAUGACUUCAACUAUCGCAUUUUCGAGGCUGGCCUGCUGCAGCAUUGGAAGAAUCUUGAGUUGGUGUAUGAAAGAAAGUUUGGCGGUAGCGGUGGUGGUGACGAUGUUAAGGCAACACCAGCACCACAGGAAGACUCCUUAACGAUUGAGGAUUUGUAUUCAGCAUUUUUGGUGCUUGUCCUUGGAUAUGCGUUGGCACUUGUCGCAUUUGCAAUGGAACGAUGUUUUCACUGCUGCUGCUAUUGCUGAUGAUGAUGAUGAUGUUGAUGCAGUCGUGAAAAGUUUUUAGAAGGGAACAUGGUUGUAAAUGCUGUUUUGCAUAUUGAGUCAUCUUUAUUUAUGUUUUUUUUUGGAAUUAAUAAUAUAAAUUGAAAGUUUAUUUAAGAAUGAAAUAAAUUUGUA